Terrapene triunguis (Three-toed box turtle) is the source of this 741-nucleotide messenger RNA. RefSeq names its product E3 ubiquitin-protein ligase PDZRN3-B-like. Gene Ontology annotation, biological process: protein polyubiquitination; ubiquitin-dependent protein catabolic process. The coding region runs from base 1 to 741 and encodes 246 amino acids. The transcript has 2 exons. Gene Ontology annotation, molecular function: ubiquitin protein ligase activity; zinc ion binding. Lineage: Eukaryota; Metazoa; Chordata; Testudines; Emydidae. The record is from RefSeq and is a predicted model, not a curated record.
AUGGGCUUUGACCUGGAUCGCUUUGCCGAGCCCGUGGACCCGGAUCUCAAGUGCAAACUGUGCAGCAAGGUGCUGGAGGAGCCGCUGUCCACGCCGUGCGGGCACGUCUUCUGCGCCGGCUGCCUGCUGCCCUGGGCGGUGCAGCGGCGCCUGUGCCCCCUGCAGUGCCAGCCCAUCUCGGCCAAGGAGCUGCACCAGGUGCUGCCGCUCAGGAGCCUCAUCCAGAAGCUGGAGAUCAAGUGCGACUACAGCCCGCGGGGCUGCGGCCGGACCGUGCGGCUCCACCAGCUGGCCGCCCACGUCGAGAUGUGCGACUACAGCCCGGCCCGGUGCCGCCACAAGGGCUGCCCGGAGGUGCUCAGCCUGAAGGACGUGGACGCGCACAUGCGGGAGAGCUGCGAGCACCGCCCGGCCGGCAUCUGCCAGCAGGGCUGCGGCUUGGUGCUCCUGCAGCGGGACCUGGCGGGGGGCGCGCAGCCGGGCGGGGGGCACUGCUGCCUGCGGGCGCUGCGCAGCCAGAACAGCAGCCUGCAAGGCCAGAGGGCCAGCCUGGAGCAGGAGCUGAAGCGACAGGCCCUGAAGUGGAGCAAGAGGGAGAAGUCGCUGCUGGCUCAGCUCGCGGCGCUGCAGAGCGAGGUGCAGCUCACGGCGCUUAGGUACCAGGUGAAGUUCAACCAGUACAUGAGCCACAUCAGCAGCAUCACCAGGAACCUGGCCGGCAGCCACCCCUGCAAGGAAUAA